UCCUACCUACCUCUGCUACAAGUACCCAUGGAAGAUCUUCCCAGUCCCAUCCCAAGCUCCGACCCAGCCACCUCGCCGCCUAGCACAGCACCAGCACCGUGCCGGCCGGAUUCCAAGAGCGGCAGGCAGCACUUCUCUUCUCCGAGAUGGCAGUUGACCGCGCCGACAAGGAGAAUCUGCCGCCUGCGACCGCCGCCGUCGCCCGUCCUCAUGGCAUGGCCGUCAAGAGCUGCAAGCUGAAGCGGCUCGUGAGGGCGCGGAGGCGGGUGCCGCUCAGGGACAUCACCAACCUCUUCGUUGCUGAGUCCGCGGUCGCCGAGUGGCAGCAGGCCCUGCUCCAGCGGCCGCACGAGGCGUCGGCAGCGGCGCCGGCGGAGCUGGCCGUGAAGAACGGGCCUGCCGGCUGUGCGCUACUGAAGCCUGGCAGAUACUUGCUCCGGAAGGACUUUAGAUAGCUACCUAUUGUACAUGGAUUAUACUGCACUUCUCAUCUCAUUGUCCAAUUAUUCAUUGGACAAGAAUUGGUUGGAUUGAUUAUAGGAAAUGAGCUGCUGAAAGAAAAGAAAUACAGUAGACAAAUAUGUCAAAUUGGAUUCUUAUCGAUGAAAGGUGUCAU
This is a messenger RNA of Triticum dicoccoides, 616 nucleotides long. RefSeq lists its product as uncharacterized. The record is from RefSeq and is a predicted model, not a curated record. The coding region runs from base 147 to 455 and encodes 102 amino acids. The transcript has a single exon. Lineage: Eukaryota; Viridiplantae; Streptophyta; Magnoliopsida; Poales; Poaceae.